GCUGCCCUUACGGACAAAACGGUGAAGAUGUGGAUAGACGGUCGUCCUGUCGAGUCAAAGACUAAGGAUUGGAUCGAUCUUACCAACCCUGCUACAAAUGAAGUCAUUGCCAAAGUACCCAAGUGCACAAAGUCGGAGAUGGAGACAGCCGUUGAGUCCUGUAAGAAAGCUUACAGUUCGUGGAAAAAAACUUCUCCUAUGGCGCGUCAACAGACUCUGUUCCGCCUUGCAGAGCUCAUCAGACGUGAUCAGAAGAAACUCGCAGAGAACAUUAUACAGGAGCAAGGAAAGAAUAUGUCUGAUUCUGAAAGAGACGUUGCCAGAGGUAUUCAGACCGUUGAACAUGCCUGCUCAGUGCCAUCACUCAUGAUGGGAGAGACUCUUCCUAAUGUAUCACGCGAUAUGGAUGUAUACUCGAUACGCGUUCCAUUGGGAGUCACUGCUGGUAUUUGCCCAUUCAACUUCCCAGUUAUGGUCACGUUGUGGAUGUUCCCUCUUGCACUUGCCACUGGAAACACCAUGGUGAUAAAGCCAUCAGAGCAAGAUCCUGGAGGAACCAUGAUGCUCAUGGAACUAGCCAAGGAAGCUGGUAUUCCUGACGGCUGCGUCAACGUGAUCCAUGGUAUGCAUGACACUGUGAACUUUAUAUGUGACCAUCCUGAUAUUCAGGCAAUCUCCUUUGUUGGAGGAGAUAAUGCGGGCAAAUACAUCUAUGAACGUGGAGCUCGCGGCGGAAAGCGUGUCCAGGCGAAUAUGGGAGCGAAGUGCCACGGAGUGAUCAUGCCAGACUGCAACAAAGAACAGACACUUAACCAGGUGAUUUCUGGCUGUUUCGGAAUGGCAGGACAACGUUGCAUGGCUCUUUCAACAGCGAUUCUCGUCGGCGAGGCCCGUUCAUGGUUACCUGAGAUUGUUGAGAGAGCCAAGAAGCUCGUCGUGAAUGCAGGAUGGAAGCCGGACUGCGAUAUCGGCCCAAUGAUAUCGAAGGCCGCNGUGAACGGCUACUUCCUUGGGACAACCGUUAUCGCAGGAGCUAAGCCGCACAUGAAAUGCUACCAGGAAGAGAUUUUCGCACCGGUACUGGUUGUCAUGGACGUCGACAACCUGGACGAGGCCAUUGAAAUCAUCAACAACAAUCGUUACGGAAACGGAGCAGUCGUCUUUACGUCGAACGGCGCUACUGCUAGGAAGUAUGCUUUCCUCAUGUUUCAUUAUCAUGAUCCGAGAAUAAUGACAACUUCACUUAGAUUCGUGAAUGAAGUGGACAAUGGUCAUUUUGGCGUAAACGUACCCGUCCCAAUUCCCUUGCCUAUGUUCUCCUUCACGGGAUCACGUGGUUCAUUCAGAGGUGACCUGAACUACUACGGAAAAGCUGGCGUUCACUUCUACACCCAGUGGAAGACCAUCACGCAGCACUGGAACCAGAACCUAAUACGAUAA
Molecule: messenger RNA, 1440 nt
Organism: Haemonchus placei
Lineage: Eukaryota; Metazoa; Nematoda; Chromadorea; Rhabditida; Trichostrongylidae
Source: the annotation of a GenBank genome assembly